Messenger RNA from Seminavis robusta, 534 nucleotides. The record is from the annotation of a GenBank genome assembly. Lineage: Eukaryota; Bacillariophyta; Bacillariophyceae; Naviculales; Naviculaceae.
AUGACAUCCCUGGAAAUAUUGACACUGUCAGACAACCCCUUUACCGGGAUUAUCCCAACAGAAGUUGGCCUGCUAACGCAGUUGUGGGCCUUUUGGCUUGGUGUGAAUGCUUUGUCGGGCACCAUCCCAAGUGAAUUUGGCAUGUUCAAGCAAGCUGGUGUGUUGACCUUGGAAAGUUGUGUCCUCACAGGAACGAUUCCUGCAGAGCUUGGACUGCUUACUAGUUUGAUGCAGUUGUGGCUGUUCAACAAUGAUUUGACUGGAAUAGUGCCCUUGGAACUUGGCAAUGUUCCUUUCCCUGCACCGUAUGGUCAGAUCAUUUUGCUUGGAAAUGAUUUUUCUGGAAUUAUCCCUGAGAGCUUGUGUUCUGCCUACAACCUUACUUUUGACUGCAGCAACUUGCUCUGUGGAUGUGAUUGGUGUAACUGUUCUGGGAUUGAAUCAUCACCGAUAGUGGAGGGAGAGACUACCACUGAAGAUGGCCAGUUACUGAGUGAGGCAAACCAAACUGAGGGGAACCAAACUGAAGCAUGA